Molecule: messenger RNA, 2606 nt
Organism: Epinephelus fuscoguttatus (brown-marbled grouper)
Lineage: Eukaryota; Metazoa; Chordata; Actinopteri; Perciformes; Serranidae
Gene: ubxn7
Product: UBX domain protein 7
Exons: 11
Coding region: 3-1616 (537 amino acids)
Biological process (GO): proteasome-mediated ubiquitin-dependent protein catabolic process
Cellular component (GO): nucleus
Molecular function (GO): ubiquitin binding
Source: RefSeq, a predicted model, not a curated record
GCAUGCGCUGCAUUUAUGUUGUUGUUUGUGGCGGUAAGAUGGCGGCGCUCGGAGACACCUCAGCUCCGGGGGUGAAUGGGUUAAUACAACAAUUCACAGCAAUAACAGGAGCCACAGAGAGUGUAGGAAAACAUAUGUUGGAAGCAUGCAACAACAACCUGGAGAUGGCAGUGACUAUGUUUCUGGAUGGAGGUGGUAUCGCAGAGGAGCCCAGCACCAGCUCCAGUUCAGCAGCUUCAAGCAGCAGAGCUCCCCCUUCAGAUGAAGUACGAGCACCCAUUCCCCAGAAGCAGGACAUAUUGGUGGAACCUGAACCACUGUUUGGAGUGCCAAAGCGAAGAAGACCUGCUCGAUCUAUAUUUGAUGGUUUCCGAGACUUCCAAACAGAGACGAUUCGCCAGGAACAGGAGCUGCGUAACGGUGGCACGGUGGAUAAGAAACUGAGCACCCUGGCAGACCUUUUCCGUCCCCCCAUUGAGCUCAUGCACAAAGGCAGCUUUGAGACGGCAAAGGACUGUGGACAACUGGAGAACAAGUGGCUGAUGAUCAACAUUCAAAAUGUACAAGACUUUGCCUGCCAGUGUUUGAACAGGGAUGUUUGGAGCAACGAUGCAGUGAAGACCAUCAUCAGAGAACACUUCAUAUUCUGGCAGGUAUACCAUGAUAGUGAAGAAGGACAAAGAUACAUCCAGUUCUAUAAACUGAACAAGUUUCCCUAUAUUUCCAUCCUCGAUCCCCGCACAGGUCAAAAGAUGGUGGAGUGGAAUCAGCUGGACGUGGCAUCGUUCCUGGAGCAGACGACCGGCUUCCUGGCAGAACACGGGCAGCUCGAUGGACCAUCCUGUCACGCACCCCCUGCCAAACGAGCUCGUUCUGAGAGUCUGAUUGAUGCCAGUGAAGACAGUCAGCUGGAGGCAGCGAUCCGAGCCUCCCUACAGGAGACCCACUACGAGUCCUCAAAUGCCCCCGAAGCUCCCGAUUCCCCCCGAUCAGAUGAUGAAUCAGACGCAGAGCCUUUCUCUGACAGCGAAGGUCCCAUUUCUGUUGAUGGCUCGGACAGCGAAAUGCCAGCACCGCACGAAGAGAAAAGCUCUACCAGCAAACACACCACGCUCCCGCCGGCCACUGCAGCCCAGCAGCGUCUACAUCCUGAUAGUUCCACUACUUCCCAUAGAAAAUCUCCGUACAAAGAAAACAACCACAGUCACAAGAAGGAGGACAGUAAAAAGAACCACCUGGAGCCCUCAGCUGUUCGUCAUCCUCAGCCUGACGCCGACUCUGGAGGUAACCACUGUCCCCCAGCGGCCGAAAGCGCCGGACCUUCCAAGACAAGCACCACCAAAACCUGUGACUUAGACUGUCCUGAUGACAAUGGUCCUAAAGCCAGGUUGAUGCUACGUUACCCAGAUGGACAGAGAGAGCAAAUUUCCUUGUCUUCUCAAGCAAAACUUUUGGCCCUGGUAAGACACGUCCAGUCCAAAGGUUACCCAAAUGAACGCUUCGAACUUGUCACCAACUUUCCCAGGAGGAAGCUGGCCCACUUGGACUAUGACAUCACACUGCAGGAGGCAGGGCUUUGUCCACAGGAGACUGUAUUUGUGCAGGAGAGGAACUAGCCUUGUCAGACACACUCACUUUUGCUUGUGUAUCUCUCUGGUAGACCUCACCCUUUCACCAAUGAUGUGGGACGAUGUCACUGGCCUUGACCCCAUAACCUUCUGUCCUCCUGGAAUUAGGCCCCGUUUUUGCCAAGACAACUCUUAGUGGAUGGACAUCUCUCCCCGCCACUCCAGUAGUCUCAAUACUGACGUCUCUACUGACAGCCUAAUCCCUUUGUAGUCUUCUACAAUUGGCCAGUAAGGUGUUACAGGUGCCGGCACUCUUUAAUUUUAUAAUGCAGUUAUUCUUCUCUGAUGCAGACUUCAUUUUGUUCGAAAUACUGAGGCACAUCAGGAUAGAAUAUAUAUAUAUAUAUAUAUAUAUAUAUAUAUAUAUAUAUAUAUAUAUAUAUAUAUAUAUAUAUAUACGAUAGCUCAUAUUCAAAUAAAAAAAAGCCCAAACAAUGGAUCACUGAUUGAUGACGAGGCACCAGGGACUUGUACAAAAAAAGACUUUUACCUCCCAUAAAGGAUGUUAAAUGUCAGAGUUUUAUUUUCUUGCUCUUCUUGUUAUUUUCUGUACCUGGGGACAGGUAAAGGGAGGCUCAUUCUUGUUUAAUUUGACCCAAAUUUGGUCUCACACGGUCAUUGUUUGAACAACUGUCAUUAUAUGGAAGGCAGAAGCACUAAGAGAAAAGGUCCGUGAAAUUACAAGUCUAGAAAAUGUGUCGGACAUCGGUGACACACGUGUGUAGAUCUGAGAGGACUUGGUUCUGCACAUUUUUACUCCAGUUUCUAUUGGUUAACUAGAGACUAGUAGAUUGUUUUUGGAUUUCAACUUUUGAUACAGAAGGGAAUGAAUGAAGGGUGGUACAUCUCAUCAGUCGGACCUACACUGUACAGAGAUGGCUUAGAGAGACUGAUAUUUAGCUGUAGUCAUUGUUUCCUUUCUUUUUUAUAUGCUGCCAAGAAAAUAUGCUGAUGUUGAAAUAUAACCACCAAAACCAA